Caenorhabditis angaria is the source of this 451-nucleotide messenger RNA. NCBI's taxonomy places the organism in Eukaryota, Metazoa, Nematoda, Chromadorea, Rhabditida, Rhabditidae. The record is from the annotation of a GenBank genome assembly.
AUGCUCAAAAUUUUUCUGAUUUUCACAAUUUUUUUGCAAAUUCAAGCCUGGGAGACUCGUAGGUUUCUGAAGUUUUCCUGAAAAUUUUCUGAAAUUCAAACUUUCAGCCGGUUGUGCGAAAUUCCACGUGGCAGCCGAAUUUGACACGUGGCAAUCGAUUGCCACGUCACAGGAGUUGAGUUUGGCCGAGAUUUUUGCGUUGAAUUUUGGUGUGGCAAAGCGAUUUGAAUCGGGAGCCAAAAUUUGUGUCGCGCACCGUAAACCCGGAGUGUUGUUGCCGUGGGCGUUGAAGGUUUUGGAUGACAAGAAUGAGGAUUUGGUGCAGUGAGUUACCGUAGUUUUUUUUGCCGCCAACAAAAAAAUUCAAAUAUUUUUUUCCAGACCCUACGAUAUCGAUUCAAAAUAUCGAAAACCAACUCCAAAACAUCAACCAGGAUUCCCGCCAAUUUGA